GUGAGGCUCCCCUCAGUCGCUCGCCACUCCACUCCUAAAGGCGGUCACCACUGGCCCCGCCCCGGCGCGGAGAUCUUUCCCCACCAGGUUUCCAUUUGAGUCUCUGAGAUUUGUUCCCAGUCGGAUCUCCAGAUCCUCCGCGGUCAGGGCGGCGAUGGAGGGCGCCCAGGAGAAAUCCCCGGAGUCUAGCUCCUCUGCGCCCAGGUCCGGAGAGUCUACCGCCUCUGCCGGGGGCCCGGAGGUUUUGCCUCCCGAGGAGUCAGAGAACUGUGCCCUACCGCUGGAGACGGCUCCCAAGAAACUCUGCGGAUACUUAAGUAAGUUUGGCGGUAAGGGCCCCCUCCGGGGCUGGAAAUCUCGCUGGUUCUUUUACGACGAGAGGAAAUGUCACCUGUAUUACUCGCGGACUGCACAGGAUGCCAAUCCCUUGGACAGCAUCGAUCUCUCCAGUGCGGUCUUUGACUGCAAGGCAGACGCCGAGGAGGGGACUUUCGAAAUCAAGACUCCCACCCGGGUUAUUACCCUGAAGGCUGCCACCAAGCAAGUGAUGCUAUACUGGCUGCAGCAGCUGCAGAUGAAGCGCUGGGAGUUCCACAACAGCCUGCCUGCACCUCCCGCCGCCCCCGAAGCUGCCCUGGCUGGGAACGAGCCUGCCCUGCGCCUUGAGCUAGAGCAAGGGGAGGCAGAGCUGCAGGAGUUCCUGUGCCCUGUGAAAACCCCCCCUGGACUUGUGGGUGCAGAUGCCGCCUUGCAGCCAGCCCCCGCCAUGCCCCUGGCCCUUCAGAAUAUCUCCCUCAAGCACCUGGGGACGGAAAUACAAAACACAAUGUGCAACAUCCGGGGCAACAGACAGGCCCAAGGAACAGGCCAUGGACCUCCAGGGGAAGAUUCGCCGCAGAGCAGGGAGCCCCAGAAGGAGGAGCCACCCUCACCCCCUGACCCCAGUGCCCCAGGGAAAGAUCCAGGGGAUUCUCCGAAGCCUACACCCAAGCCAUCUCUGACUGCCAAUCUCAUUCAAAAAGCCAAGCGCCAGAACAGCAACUUCCCGCUCCUCGCUGAAGGACUCACGAGAAACCGCACUGCCCAGGAGAAAGCCUUGGCCUUGGAACAGCAGGUUCUGAUGCUUACCAAGGAGUUAAAGUCUCAGAAGGAGCUGGUGAGGAUCCUGCACAAGGCGCUGGAGGCUGCCCAGCAGGAGAAGAGGGUGACCAGCGCGUACCUGGCAGCGGCGGAGGACAAGGACCGGCUGGAGCUGGUGCGGCACAAAGUGCGGCAGAUCGUGGAGCUGGGCCAGCGGGUGGAGGCCCUGGAGCAGGAGCGGGACGGCCUGGCCCAGACGGCGAGCCUGCGGGAGCAGGAGGUGCAGGAGCUGCGGCAGCACGUGCAGCUGCUCAUGGACAAGAACGAGGCCAAGCAGCAGGUCAUCUGCAGGCUGUCUGAGCAGCUCACCCAGGACUCCAUGCAGCCCCCUGACAAGCCCCUCGUGCCCUCAGACGCUGCCGACAGUGACCUCCUGAGCCAACAGGAGAAGAUGGAGCACCUGAAGGAUGACAUGGAAGCAUACCGGACCCAGAACCGCUUCCUCAAUUCCGAGAUCCACCAGGUCACCAAGAUCUGGAGAAAGGUGGCUGAGAAGGAGAGGGCCCUCCUGAUGAAGUGUGCCUACCUCCAAGCCAGGAACUGCCAGGUGGAGAGCAAGUACCUGGCAGGGCUGCGGAGGCUGCAGGAGGCCAUGGGCAGCGAAGCCAGCGAGUGCGCGGAGCUGCUCAGGCAGCUCAUCCAGGAGGCUCUGCAGUGGGAAGCCAGCGAGGCCUCUGCUGAGGCUGUGGCGCUGAGCCCCAUCAGCAGUGAGUAUGAUGAAUACGGCUUCCUGACGGUGCCCAACUACGAGGUGGAAGACCUGAAGCUGCUGGCCAAGAUCCAGGCACUGGAGGUGCGCUCCCACCACCUGCUGGCCCACGAGGCUAUGGAGCGACCCCUGCGAGAGCGCUGGGCUGCGCUGGGUGAGCUCGCACCCUCCGUGGAGCUCAAGCAGCUGUUACGCAUGGGUGUGUCUCAAGAGCACCGGCCUCGUGUCUGGAGGUGGCUGGUCCACCGCCGCCUCCAGCACCUGCAGGUCCCUGGCCGCUACCAGGAGCUGCUGAGCCAGGGCCAGACCUGCAAGCACCCCGCUGCCCGCCAGAUCGAGCUGGACCUGAACCGAACCUUCCCCAACAACAAGCACUUCACCUGCCCCACCUCCAGCUUGCCAGACAAGCUCCACCGGGUGCUGUUGGCCUUCUCCUGGCAGAACCCCUCCAUUGGCUACUGCCAGGGCCUGAACAGGCUGGCGGCCAUCGCUCUGCUGGUCCUAGAUGAAGAGGAGAGUGCCUUCUGGUGCCUGGUGGCCAUUGUGGAGACCAUUAUGCCAGCUGAUUACUACAGCAAGACGCUGACAGCGUCCCAGGUGGACCAGCGGGUGCUCCAGGACCUCCUCUCGGAGAAGCUGCCCAAGCUGAUGGCCCACCUGGGGCAGCACCGCGUGGACCUCUCUUUCAUCACCUUGAACUGGUUCCUCGUGGUCUUUGCUGACAGUCUUAUCAGCAGUAUCCUCCUGCAGGUCUGGGACGCCUUCCUCUAUGAGGGCACCAAGGUGCUGUUCCGCUACGCCUUGGCCAUUUUCAAGUACAACGAGGAGGAGAUCAUGAGGCUGCAGGACAGCCUGGAGAUCUACCAGUACCUGCGCUUCUUCACCAAGACCAUUUGCAACAGCCGGAAACUGAUGAACAUCGCCUUCAACGACAUGAACCCCUUUCGCAUGAAACAGCUGCGGCAGCUGCGGACAGCGCACCGAGAGCGGCUGGAGGCCGAGCUGCGGGAGCUGGAGCUGCUCAAGGCCGAGUACUUGGAGACCCGGGCGUCCCUGGACCCAGUGAUGCCAGAGGGUUGCACCAGCGAGGACGAGGGGGACGGGGAGGCCUGACUGGCCACUGGUGUUCCCCAAAGCACUUUCUCACUCUCAACCGGCAGGCCCACAGGAGGACAGCCACGGAGCAGGGGUCCAGCCCCAUGAGCCCCCAUCACUGGGUGACGCUGGGCGAGCCCCUCCCCUCUCUGGGUGCCAGCCUCCCAUUGGACCCUGUCUGCCGGUCAGGCUCUCUCCCCACGCAUGCGCACCGGGGCUGCUGCCCUUCCUCACUCCCUCUGAGCACUCUGCGUGCAGACCAGAGUGCUGACUCUGUGGGGAGCCUGGAGCGUUCCCUGAGUGUAUCUGUGUAAAACAGUGUAAAUGUGAGAAACAGUUCCCAAGCUUUGGAACUCACACGAUUCUCAGUAACUACCUGUUCCUGGCACUAGCACCUUCCCUGCCAGGGACAUCCCGGGCUGCUCUUCCAUGUCCCUAGGACCAGUGCCCCCCCCCCCACGCCCGUGAGGAGCUAGGGCCCCUGUGCACAUGGGGCUUCUGUCUCUCUGGGUGAGAGCACGUCUCCAGUGCUGGGCGGACCUGUGUUCCAGGCCCAGCUCCUGACUGCCGGGGCCUGUUCCUGAGCCUUGGACCUGUGCCCCCCUUUCUGUUCACAGCCCACCUGGGUGGGAGCGGGGCUCCCCAGGAAACCCCUGCCCACCACCAGGAGGAGUGGGGUAUGGGCAGAGAGCCCGGGAUCUGUUGUCCCCUGGUCUCCCAGCACCAGCCACACCAGCCUCAUAGGCCUCUUCUCAGAGAAUGGGUGUUGGGAGGUGGGGAAAGGCAGUGAGAGGGACAGCUGCAGCCCGUCCCCACGUCAGGGCUCCCCAGAACUCCUUUUCAAUUCUGGGCUGGUCCAGGCCCUUCCUCAGCAGACAGAGGCUUCCGCCACCCGCUCCAGGCCGGGUCAAGGCCAUCAGGUAACUAUGGCAGCUCAUUUCUCAGUGGAACCCGUGACUGAGGUCAGCAGUCUUUGGUUCAAAGGACUGGGGGUGCCAGAUUCUGGCAUGGAAACCUAGCUCUGCUCUGAGGCUCUCUGCAGGGCCCGAGAGGAGGCCACGCCCAUCACUGGGGACAGAGACUGGCCCUCUGUCACUCACAGGCCUAGUACUGGGUUGGCACAUCCGGCUCCCACUUCCCCCACGCACAGCCCUGGACAGCCCUGGGGAGGGCACACUCUGGUUCCCUUCCUACGACAUUCACAAGGGACUCCAGGACGCCAGGUUUCCUGCAGAUUCUCCACACGGGCCUGGUGGCCUUUCUCCUUUUUACUGUCCUUAUAUGCCGAGGCCCUUUCAUCACCAGACAGUAUCUGUGCAGUGUGAUGGCUGGACUGGAGGGUCCUGGCUGUGCCCCCAGCAGACUGGGUGCAGUAAGCCCAUGGGCCGUCACUGGGAGACAAGGAGACACAGCUGGUGCUGAGCCUGGUGCCCGGUAUAGUGCGGUGCGGCCAUGGGCAGAGUGCCCCCCCCUUUUUAAGAUUUUAUUUAUCUUUAGAGGGGAAGGGAAGGAGAGAGGGAGAGAAAUAUCAAUGUAUGGUUGCCUCUCACACGUCCCCUGCUGGGAACUGGCCUGCAACCUACGCAUGUGCCCUGACUGGGAAUCAAAUCGUAAUCCUUUGGUUUGCAGGCCCGUGCUCAAUCCACUGACCUACAUGAACCGGGGCUAGAGUGGCCCUUUCAUGCAGAAGAUGCCGGGAGAAGGCCCAAGGCUCCCAGAGACUCUGGGCCCAGCUGGGCCCUUGGACUCCAGCCUUGAAAACCAAAUUCCUUCCUCCGAAAAAAGUACACAGUCCCAGAUCAGGCAGAGGCUUCCAGAUAAAUGGCACCCAGCUCUCCUGUCCCUCCUCCCUACCCACUCCCACCUCUUCCUUCUUCAGUCGACCCUCAGCUUCCCCUCCAGCCCUGGCCCAUUCUCUCCCUCCCCUGCCUCCCUCAUCUCCCACCCUUCUUCCCCUCUCCUUCACAGUCAACCCAGCCCUGUGUAACCCGACCUGUCCCUACGUGACUACACCACAGAAUCGCCCAAGCAGCUUUUUAAAAAUACUGGUGCUGGGCCCCUCGGAGCCUGUUGCAGGGCAUGGGCAUUACGACACCCAGAGGCUGGAGGCCCACAGAACAAUGAGGACCAAUGCAUGGGGCCUCCUCCGGUCCUGUAGACGGACGGACAGACAAGAGCCAGAGCCAGGAAUGAGAGCUCCCUGCCCUGGAGCCCCCAGCCACUGCAGGCCAAGCUGGGUUUACAGAUGAGGGGCGAAAGGGUCAGGCUGGUCCACUUGCCUAGAGUCACACAGCCACGGGAAGUUUAAGCCACACUCAUAUCUAAAGUCCCUAAGUACAAAACUAGGGAGGGCUCCUCCCUGCUCCCCACCUCUUAUAUGGAACCUAGAACACCUCCUGAGGACGCAGAGGAAAGGGCGGGCCUGGCCCUCAGCCAGCUGAGUGGUCGGUACAGGUCUGUGGGGUUGGCUCCAGGCAGGGGAGAAUAGGAGGAAGUGCCUCCCACCCCACCAGCUGGCCAUAGCGGGGACAGGUGGGGGAGGAGGCAGUCCUGACAAGGCCUGGGGCUGCUGCUGCCGCUGUUCCUAGAGAGCCAGCCCACCCUCCCCUUGCUCCCCCUGGAGGGUUUGGGGGCCUACCGCUGGUGUCAGGUUCCUGGCCCUGCAUGGCAGCUGUCGCCCCCAUCCCCAGGGGCCAAAGCCUUCCAGGGCUGGAGGAUCUGAUCCCUCACAGCCCCACCUUCCUACCCCAGGGGAUGGGACCUCUUGCUCAAAGCAUCCCUCUCCAGGCGUUAGACCCCCAGCACACUGAGGUCGGCACUCCAUUCUACAGAGAAGGUAGAAGGAGUUAUCCAGGGGACCUCCCUGGGCAGAAACUCCCAAGAAUACAGGGACUCAAAGCAGGCAAACAGGCCUGGAGGGCACUCUAGGAGCCCCCCACCACAGACCAUCUGCCUUCAGGGCCACUCCUCCCCCUCACCUCCUGGGAGUGGCUGCCUCUAUUUCCCCUCAAUCUCCCAAGGGCACAAGGCCGUUUGGUGCAGAGAGCUCCACACUGGGCAGGUAGGUGGAGAACUUGCCUCAUACAUACACAUCUUUUGGUCCCUUCCACGGCCAAUUAAACAAAAUAGUCUAUGCUGCCACAGAGGGAAGAAAGGUGGUGGUUUCCUGGCCCCUCCCAAUCAGCAGUGUGGCUCAGUACAAGGUACUGGCAUAUAAGCCCAACUUUGGAGCUGGACCUAUUAUGUGGCUUUCUAGCUAGGAGCCCAUGGGCAAGUCACCUCCACUCUGGUCUCAGUAUCCCCAUGUGUACAAUGCAGACACUGGUCCGGGAAUAGCCUUCCUUAAAUGGACCUGGGUUAGGGGGAGGGGAAGGGCAGGAAAGUGAGGACCCCCCCUCCAUAUACACACAGCAUCUCCAAGAAGGGUCCUUAUUACAGAACCCUCCAGUGGCCUCCCCUCUGCCCCUUGGUCCACAUGCCCACAGGCCCCAGAGGUCCCUGUCAAACCAGCUUUCCCCCAAACAGCCCCAGCCACCUACCUCCAUGGCAGGGGGUGGGAUGAUGCAAAAGCAAGGCUGGGAGGGCACAUCCACAGAGCAUCUGGGACGGCUUCCUGGGGAGGCAGGGGUGCCAGUGCCAAGCCUGGAAGGGAAGAUGAGUAGGUUUAGGCAGUGGGAGGUGAUGCGGCAAGAGAAUUCCUCAUGGAAGAGAGAGUGCGAGCAAAGGCACAGAGGUGUGUGUGUGCAAGGGGGUGGGAGGAUGCGCGAGAGAUACUGCCUGCGCCGCAGCUGAAUUAAGACAUUGAGAUGCUUUAGUCUUCAAAAGGCUAUGGUGCCCACCCCCCAGGUGUAAUUAAAAAUAAAGGAAACACUGGACCAUAAG
Molecule: messenger RNA, 6826 nt
Organism: Artibeus jamaicensis (Jamaican fruit-eating bat)
Lineage: Eukaryota; Metazoa; Chordata; Mammalia; Chiroptera; Phyllostomidae
Gene: TBC1D2
Product: TBC1 domain family member 2
Exons: 13
Coding region: 155-2962 (935 amino acids)
Source: RefSeq, a predicted model, not a curated record